AUGUCAACUUUCAAUAUGAUUCAAAAAUACCGCGCCAAAGAAUCUCUAAAAUCCACCCAAUAUAUAGUUGCAUUAUCAAGUGUUCAAUUAAUUGCUCAAGUUUUGAGCUCAUUAUCAACUAAUAUUUUAUUAACUGUUGGAACUUAUCUCAACUCAUAUUUCAAUGCAAUGGCAGCUUCUUUACUUUAUGUGAGUUAGAGUUAUUAUUAUGAGAGAGAAAUUAUGAAGAUUAUUUCAGUCAAUGCCAUAUUUUUGUUUGGCUCAUCCAAUUUUCAUAAUCUGGAUGUUGCGAAGAACGAGAAUUGAAAGACAAAAGAGUAUUGAGAAAAUGCGUUCACAAAAAGAAACACAGGAAGAUCAUAUAAUGAGGAUGAAUAGUGUUUGGGCUUAA
Caenorhabditis angaria is the source of this 391-nucleotide messenger RNA. NCBI's taxonomy places the organism in Eukaryota, Metazoa, Nematoda, Chromadorea, Rhabditida, Rhabditidae. The record is from the annotation of a GenBank genome assembly.